Messenger RNA from Nomia melanderi (Alkali bee), 4498 nucleotides. RefSeq lists its product as uncharacterized. The record is from RefSeq and is a predicted model, not a curated record. Gene Ontology annotation, molecular function: protein binding. Lineage: Eukaryota; Metazoa; Arthropoda; Insecta; Hymenoptera; Halictidae.
UAUUGAUUAACCACGGAACUCGGAAACGCAUGCGCGCCUUUUUCGUAAAUCGUAGAAGAUGAUGUUUUACAGAGCUUUGCGAAUCUUUUUCCAUUUUUUUACAAUAUUUUAUUGUGUGACCGGUGAAACAUUAACUAAAAAAAAUGAAAAACGAAUUGGUGUUAGAAACAAUUAUCCAAUGUGCCUCGACACUUUUGAUAUUCACAAAGAUAAAAUAAUUCGAACGCAUGAAUCUCGUGAAAUGGGUGCUAAGUAUUUAAAUGAGGACGAUGUUGAAUCAAGAGAAGAAUGUCUAAAGUUUUGCUGUGAUACAGAAGGUUGCGAUGUAUUUAUUUUUGAAGAAAAGAAACCUGGAAGUUGUUACCUUUUUCAAUGUGGGCCAUUACAUGAUUUUAAAUGUAAAUUUACCAGUCAUGCUAAUUAUAGUAGUGCAAUGCGUACUAACUAUAACACACAAAGUAAUGUACAACUAGAAGAGGAAAUUCGAAUUUCACAACAAGAGCAUGAGUUAAAAUCUCUCAGAAAAUUAGCAGAUCCAGCGCCAGUAGAAUAUUCCUUUACGGAACCAUCCAUAAAAUUAAUUCCAACCAUAACACCAAAAUUAUCAUUUACUACACCUCCACCAAUUAAACAAGCUUGUAGCCGCAAUCAAUACGAAUGUCAAACAUCUGGAGAUUGUAUAGCAGUAUAUAAUGUGUGCGAUGGCAUUCCGCAAUGUGCAGAUGGAUCUGACGAAGCAGCACCAGAUCUUGUAUGUCCCACAGAAAAACCAACUAUACCUCCCCCUUUGAUGCAAAGGCCUCAACCACCUCAACAGCUUUUACCCAUUGAUAUUAUAAAAUAUCAACAAAUGGUGGAUCAACAUAAAUCUCUUGCACCACUGUACGCUCGUGUUCCAGAAGUUAAUCCUAAACCAUGGGAACUACAUAAUAUAGCUCACCAAAUCAUACCACAACAGCAGCCACUUUUGUAUCCGGCACAACAAGUGGAAGUACCUCAAGGACAUAAAGAAUUUGGUGCUCCAGGCUAUCAAUGGGAUUAUCAACCCCUGUAUGAACAAAAUAAAGACGCCUACAAUCCUGUUAACUCUUUUCACGAACAAAAUAAUUAUGAACAAGAUCAAUCACAUAUUUUCAAUCACAAGGGAUCAAGUGUUAUAGGAGAAAAAGAAACUGACAAUGGUGCCUAUUUAGAUUUAAGGCAUCCAUAUACGUCACAUUUUGUAUCGCCAAAUAGAGAUCCAUGGCAAAAUACUCAAAUUUUUCCUUCCCCAUCUCCACUACCAAAUGUACAACAAAAACCGGUAAUUGAAAUUGAGAAGAAUGUCGUUAGUACAACUACACCUCCUUGCGAUGUAUCACACGAACAAACAGAUACACCAAUCAAAGACAAAGAAAUGAAAAAGCCGAAUAAACAAGAAGUCAAACAUGUUCAGUAUAAAAAAGAAGAGAACCAGGAUAAUAAUAAACAAAGUGUCUUAAGAAACGAAACUCCAAAACACAGUCAUAUUCAAACAGCAGAACCUAAAGAACAUAAAAAUUUAAUAGUUAUCAAAGAUCAUAUCAGAGAGCAUGGAAGAAAUACUGUAAUGGCAGAACAUUUAAAACAAACAAAUGAAAAUGAAGUUUUAAGACCUAGAGGUGCAGUUAUAUCGUUAGCUCUGGGACUUACGAUAACAGCCAUCACAGCUACAUUAAUAAUAUGUCGCUUACGAGUAGUUCGUAGACGUGGAAGACAUCAUGGACCAUACGCUCACGAUGUGGACUACUUAGUUAAUGGAAUGUAUCUUUAAUUUCAGAUUAAAAGAUAGACAAUACAAGAAGAUAUAUAAUCAUUUUUUGAAAUUAUUUAAUAAGAUAUGAAUGCAUUUAUCAUUUGUAUGGCCUUACAUAAGGAAAAACAAUUAAGAAUUUGUAACAAAACUAUAUUUAUAUAUCAUUUUUACAACGAUACAAUACACAUACCUGUUUAUGGUUCUUAAAAGUAGAACCAUUAUUUGAAUUUUAUAUACCAAAUACAUUCUCAUAUUUCUUAAUUUAUAGUGAUAUAAAUAUUGUAUAACAAGACUCGCUUUGAGUGAUUAUAUGUUCUAUGAGUAAUUGUAACUAUGUUAAUCUAAAUGAUUUAUAUUGUGUAAACACUGUGCAAAUGUAUGAAGUAUUUACAAUACUGCAAUUGUAUACAUCAAUUAUUGUUAGUAGUACAAAACCAACAAUUUAUUUAAAUUUUUAAGUUAGUAUGAAUCUUUUUAAAAGAAUAUAAACUUCAAAACUAUAUAAUUUCAUUAAUAGCUACACUAUUAUUUUAUUAAUUAUUACAAGUUUUUAUCACAAAAGUAAUAAAUUGUAAUUGAAGAAACCUAAUUCAACUUUAUGUAAAAAUCAAAUAUCUUUAAUGCAUAACGGGUGAAUAUCAACGUACCAAACAUUAAUUACAAAUAUUAAUAAUUAUCUUAUUUAAUUGUUAUUACAAUUAGUUUUCUUAUAAAUAUUAUAGUACUAUUUUCUCAGAUACACAUAACAUAUGUGUUAGAAAAAAAUAGUGACUGGAAUGAUAAGAAAUAAAUUUAUAUCAAUAACGCGAAAGAGAAAAUGUUGCACAUAAUUAUAAAAAAAAAAUUUUAUUCAUUUUUUUUAUUUGAAAAAAAUGAACAGAACAAAAAGAAUUGCAAUUCUAUGCCAAGUAAUAGUCUCUACCAUUACUUAUAUUGUAACAAGUGGAAACUAUGAGAUGUUUACAAAUGUAACUGUAGGUUUGUUCAAAAUGAAGUAAAAAUAUUGUUCAAUUAUACUUAAUGUUACUCUAUUGUAUGCAGCUAUUGACGACUCGCAGCAGCUGCUUUCUGUGCUCGUAUAAAUUCAGGAUAAUCAAUGUACCCAUCAUUGUUGCUGUCGUCCAUAGAAAAUAUUGGAUCUAUCAAUGUAACCAAUUCCUCAUCCUUAAACAUUUUUUCUCCAGCAUUGGGACCUCCUACAUCUUUGCUACCUUGCUCUACUUGUAAAAUAUUGUUUACAUAUAUAUAAUUGUCACAAUAAUAAAUUGUAAACAGUAUUAAUAAGUAAAUACAUACCAUGCCAAUGAAUCAAGGAUUUUAUAAGUUCACAACCAUCUAAUUUAUUAUUGUUAUCUGCGUCGUGCAUCUUAAAAUAAUGGAACUGCAAUUCCUGCUCUGUCAUUUUACUAGUAUCUAUUGGAACUUCCAUGUGCUCUGCAAUAUGACUGUACAAAGAAAAACAUUUCAGAUAAAAGAUGUAAGUAUUCAAUACCAUAAUACAAUAAAAUUAUAUGAACAUACGCCUUUUCAUGAACUAUAUUGGCAGCAUUAAGAAUUUGCUGUGGUUGGUCGUGAGCGUGUCCUUGUUGAACUGGUACACCGUGUCCUUGCUGAGUUGGCAUAUGUUGUUGUACGGGUACUUGUUGAACAGGAACCUGAUGCAUAGGUACUUGAGGUUGCUGGAACUUCAUAAAUUUCGGAAUAUAUUAUAAAUCUCAUGAGUACAAGAUUUUAUUUUAACAUAUGUUAAAUGCAAUAAAACAUAAUGUGAUAUAUUAUAUGUAAGUUACAAUUAUUGAUGAAUAAUUGUUAAUAACCUGAUUUCUCAAAUUACUACAUGAAUUUACUAAUUAUUACCUGUUGUUGUGGCAUUUGUUGUGGCAUUUGAUGUACUUGUUGAGCAUGCUAAAACAGAUAAAAUGCAUAACAAGUCAUAAAUUAAUAAUUAAGAAAAAUAUUCUAUUUGUAUAAUUUAAAUGUAACAUUUGUAUAUUUUCUAUUAUGUACUUAUAAAGUACAUAUUAUAUGUUUUAAUGACGCUUUAAUAAACAGUCACCAUAUGUUUACUGAUUUUCAAAAUAAAACUCACUUGUUGAUAAUGUUGAGGAGAUACACCUGGUGGAACCCUUUGAACUUGAGCAUGUACAUAAUUACAGCCAAAGGAUCCAAUUAUAAACAGCCACAAAGUCCAAUUCAUUUUGUAAUAUUAUCCUAUGAACAAUGUAGUAUUCACACAUGUAGUUACAUAUAAUAUUUUCUGCACAAAUAAUACAUAUGUUACUAUACUUGAUGUUAUUGUAUUAAACUCGAAUUGAAAAUUUAAUGAAGUGUAAAACAAAUUUCUGAAAUACCUUGUUUACAAUUGAAGAUGUACAUAUACAAAAACUGACAUAGAAGCCAAUAUCUCGAUCAUUGGCAAGACUGUACACCGGAUCAGAAAUUUCAGGUUAUGUUACAGGAAUCGUGUACACUGACGUGGACAGAUGCAGGUGUUAUAUACUUUCUAGCGAUGUUUCUACCUAGGGGAUUAGCGAUUUAAGAAUACCUGCGAAUGCGAUAACUUUUUAAUUUAUUUUUUCAUUGCGACAAAUUACAUAAUAUUGUAAUCAGUAAUCUUGCUUAGAGGAUAUGAAACUUUAUUUUUAUUUUUAAAAUAAUAACGUUCUUAUGAAAUUUCAGAAUAUGCUUAAUCUGUGAAUUGCAUUUUAGAACCUCAGACACCCU